ACUUGCUCUCAAACAAAAUUUUCAUUUUCCUCCUCUCCAUUUAGCACUCGCCAAACGCUCUCUCCAGAUUCUCUCGUACAAAGAUCGAAGAUGGCGCUAUCCACAGGCCGAAGAACCGUCAAUCAUCUCUUGAAACCUUUAACGGCGGCGGUAUCCGCCACGCGCCACGUAUCAUCGGAUUCGACCGCCACAAUCACGGUAGAAACCAGCCUCCCAUUCACCGGCCACAAGAUCGAUCCUCCAUCCCGCACCGUUGAGACAAGCGCUAACGAACUCAUGACUUUUUUCAAGGACAUGGCGGAGAUGCGGCGGAUGGAGAUCGCCGCGGAUUCGCUCUACAAAGCAAAACUCAUCCGUGGAUUCUGCCAUCUCUACGACGGACAAGAAGCCGUCGCUAUUGGCAUGGAAGCCGCAAUUACCAAAAAGGAUUGUAUAAUUACAGCUUACAGAGACCAUUGCAUCUUCCUUGCCCGCGGCGGAGGGUUAUAUGAGUCAUUUGCGGAACUUAUGGGAAGGAAAGAUGGAAGUUCGAAAGGUAAAGGAGGAUCCAUGCAUUUUUAUAAGAAGGAUAGUGGAUUUUAUGGAGGUCAUGGUAUUGUUGGUGCUCAAGUUCCUUUAGGGAUUGGAUUGGCAUUUGCACAAAAGUAUUCGAAAGAGGAGCAUGUAACUUUUGCCAUGUAUGGUGAUGGUGCCGCUAAUCAAGGGCAGUUGUUUGAGGCUUUGAAUAUGGCUGCUUUGUGGGAUCUUCCUGCUAUUCUAGUUUGUGAGAAUAACCACUAUGGAAUGGGGACAGCAGAAUGGAGAGCUGCAAAGAGUCCAGCUUAUUACAAAAGAGGAGAUUAUGUUCCUGGUCUGAAGGUAGAUGGUAUGGAUGCCCUUGCUGUUAAACAAGCAUGCAAAUUUGCUAAGGAGCAUGCCCUCAAGAAUGGACCAAUUAUUCUUGAAAUGGACACCUAUAGGUACCAUGGUCACUCUAUGUCUGAUCCUGGGAGCACUUACCGAACUCGUGAUGAGAUUAGUGGUGUUAGACAGGAACGUGAUCCUAUUGAAAGAAUCAGGAAACUCAUAUUAGCUCAUGAUAUAGCCACAGAGAAGGAGCUGAAGGAUAUCGAGAAAGAAAAGAGAAAAAUUGUAGAUGAAGCCAUUGCUAAAGCAAAGGAGAGUCCCAUGCCUGACCCUUCUGAGCUCUUUACCAAUGUAUAUGUGAAAGGGUUUGGAGUUGAGGCAUGUGGAGCAGAUAGGAAAGAAGUCAGAGCUACACUUCCAUGAGGGCUGCGUUUGCAUAUUUUUUGAUCGCCUUCUCAUAUGCACAAGGGAUAAAGCUAUAACUACAGCAAAUAAUUGUAAUAGUAAAAUCAUUGGGCUUCAUCAUGCAUAGUAACUGAAAUGGUUUUAUCUUAAAUGUAGGAAAUUGCUUUUCUUUGUUAAUGUUUUCUUUCUCUAACUGUAAUCAUUGGGCUGGUGUAUCUUUUCUACACGUUCCAUCUUAGAUGGUAAUAAAUUUGAGUAUAGCACCAUUGAACGGUGUUUUCAGCUUGAA
Messenger RNA from Nicotiana tabacum (common tobacco), 1540 nucleotides. Its product is annotated as pyruvate dehydrogenase E1 component subunit alpha, mitochondrial. Gene Ontology annotation, molecular function: pyruvate dehydrogenase (acetyl-transferring) activity. Lineage: Eukaryota; Viridiplantae; Streptophyta; Magnoliopsida; Solanales; Solanaceae. Gene Ontology annotation, biological process: pyruvate decarboxylation to acetyl-CoA. The record is from RefSeq and is a predicted model, not a curated record. Gene Ontology annotation, cellular component: intracellular membrane-bounded organelle.